Molecule: messenger RNA, 2034 nt
Organism: Geodia barretti
Lineage: Eukaryota; Metazoa; Porifera; Demospongiae; Tetractinellida; Geodiidae
Source: the annotation of a GenBank genome assembly
UUAUAUGCAUUUUCGGAGAAUGAGUUUUGGAACAAACGGCGCCCCGUAAGCGAUCUCGUGUGUGGUUUUCAAUUCCGAGAGUGGUGAUGAAGAUGCGGCUGGUAGUAGGAUCUGGUCUCCGCAGCCCUGCCCUUACCACUCCACCUCUGCUACCACUACUGCUGCUAGCUCUACCUCUUCUCGUCUCUGCACAAAUGCCUGUGUUCCUAGUCUACCCUGACAAUGUGACAGCUCCUCUCGGGUCUAAUGUAUCUCUGGAGUGUGUAACUGACCAGCCAGAGCUGGUGUGGAGAAUUAACGACGGACAACUGUUUGACGAGUCAGCCAUUGAGCCCCUCCAACAGAAUGGUUUAAUACUUGAGGUUGGAAGGCCUGAGGCUGUUCCUGGAGGAAUCAGGAUCACCAUCACCAUUCCUGCCACACUCCAUGUCAAUGAUUCAAUUGAGGGCAUUAGCUGUCAGGCUGGACCAACUCAGUUUGACCUGCAGGAUGGAGAGACCAUCACCUUCACUGUCUACGGUCUCCCUCUGGCACCAGGAGAAGUAGAGGUGGUGGGAGAGAGGGUCCACCAGCUGAGAGUGACCUGGACUCCUCCCUUCUCUCUACCAGGAGAACUUUUCUCCUACUCUCUUCUGGUCACUGACGAGGCCACGGGAUUCACCUCUUCACUGGGACCUCUGAAUGACACCAGCUUCACCCACCAGAUCUCAGAGAGACAGGCACUAGACUGCCACCUCUACUCCUUCUCUGUCUUCUCUCUCAAUGAUGUCGGUCUCUCUCUCAGCUCGUCCUCCUCUACUCCUGCCUUACAUCCCUCUGCUCCAGGUCCUCUAGGGGCGGUAACAACUGAAGUCUCUCACGACAGCCAACAGCUUUCUGACUCCAGAGCUGUUCUCAGACUUUUCUUCCAGAGGCCCGAGUCCUGUUUCCCUCUAAACUACACCCUAACCCUCUCUGAGGAAGGAGGACCAGAGGAGGUGAUAGCAGUCCAGGUGACCGGGUCAGAGUCAGAGAUGGUGGCUGAGGCGACUGGUCUGAAGGAGAACUCUCGCUACUCAGCCACGCUGUCUGCCAGCAACCAUUUCCAUUUCUCCAUUGAUGAUCCCAUGACAACAGAGGUCUCAUUUGUCACCUCAGGUCUCCAGAGUGUGGCAGUGUUCCACUAUGAGAAUGGGACAGCCAGGAUCACAUGUGUCUUUGCCACCGGCUCUCUCUCCUCUGGCUGUCUGGUGUCUCUGGUUCUAAACAGCUCAACUACCACUACCAUCAAUAUCGACAGGGAAGAGGGAGCGGUCGAAGUGAUUCAUUAUUCCUUAAUUGGAGGAGUUCCCCAGUCAGUGACAGGCAGGGAUCUGGGAGUUGACAAUCCACUAGAGGUUCGUGGUGAGGUUUCUGAUGAUCCAACCGCCACCACUGAUGAGACUGACGCCACCAGUCAUGUUUGUUCUCCAGAAGACCUGCUCUUCCCUGGUGUUGAUUGGACAGCAAUACCAGAGUUCACAGCUGAUGGAAUGGGUGUCUAUUCAUUUCCUGGUGGAAAUGUGACCUACAAUGGAGUGUCCCUGGGAUCUACUGCCACAUACAGAACUUCAGAAGGCUAUCUAGUUAAUGGAGUUAGAAUCCUGGAGAGAAGAUGCACAAUUAAUAACAUGUGGACAGCUCCUGAGCUGAUAAUCAGCAAUGCAAAGCAUGAGACUGGAUCUGAAAUAAAGAGGAAAUGCAGCUGCAGUAGUAAUUGUUGGUGUUGUGUGCAGUUUUGUGUUUCUAACUAUUGGAGUUCUACUGUGAGUGGUGGGACUGUACCUCAUACAGAGAGUGAGGGGCAGGAUGUCUGGCCCCACCUCCUCCUCUCCCCUCCCUCCCCCCACCAGUCACCUAUGAGGAGGUGGAUGUGGCAAGAGAGGUCAAGAGUUCACAAGACAUUCAGCUGACCUCCAAUGAGGCAUAUGGUCCAGUACUCAAGGACAACAUUCCCACCUCUCGCAACACUGCUUAUGGACAAGUGCAGCUGUGAUGUAGCUAUAAUACUACCAU